Molecule: messenger RNA, 2581 nt
Organism: Balaenoptera ricei (Rice's whale)
Lineage: Eukaryota; Metazoa; Chordata; Mammalia; Artiodactyla; Balaenopteridae
Product: zinc finger protein 550-like
Exons: 4
Coding region: 193-1434 (413 amino acids)
Biological process (GO): regulation of immune system process; regulation of cytokine production; negative regulation of transcription by RNA polymerase II
Source: RefSeq, a predicted model, not a curated record
GGCCGUUUGUUCGUGAUGGGGCGGUUGUGUCUCUAUCUUAGGUGACUUCUACCCAGGUCGUCGGGACGGAGCGGGGAGGACAGCCAGGAGGGCCCACCUGCGCCUUUGUACGACCUGGGAGAGGGUCAGCUAAGCCCGCUGGACUCGCCGGUCUCCGGCGCCCUCACGUGGCCCUACGCUCCCCGCGGUGCGAUGGCGGCACUGGUGACCCCGGCGCAGGUAUUGGUGACCUUCAAGGAUGUGGCCGUGACCUUUACCCGGGAGGAGUGGGGACAGCUUGAUCUGGAUCAGAGGACCCUGUACCAAGAGGUGAUGCUGGAGAUCUGUGGGCUCCUGGUCUCACUGGGGCAUCCAGUUCCCAAACCGGAGUUGAUUCGCUUGCUGGAGCAUGGGCAGGAGCUGUGGACGGGAACAAGAGGCCUCCCACGUAGCACGUGCCCAGGUGACAGAGCAAAACGUCAGACCAGAGAGCCAGUUUUGUCUGAAGGAGCCUUGCUCCAGGGAAGCCUGACUCUGGGAUCUUCAAGGGACUGCAGGUCGAGGCAAGCCAGGGAUCCGGAAGGGCUUUUGGAAGUACAGAAAGGUCAGCUGAGGCCAGAGACAGACGCCCACAAGGCGACCCAUCCUGGGAAAACGAGCCUUGAAGAUGAUGGUUUGGAGGCGGAUGAUGGUGUGCACUCCAGGGCGUUCCAGGAGAGAGUCUCUGAGGGAGAUGUUCUCUGUGAGCGUGACCCACAGGGACCAGGAAAAGGCCCCCUGAUUCAUAACCUCUACAAGUGCAAGCAGUGCGGGAAGUGUUUUAACAGGAAGUGGUACCUUGUUCGACAUCAGCGGAUUCACACUGGAAUGAAACCCUAUGAAUGCAACGCGUGUGGGAAAGCCUUCAGCCAGAGCUCAACCCUGACCCGGCACUACGUCAUCCACACCGGGGAGACACCGUACAAGUGUGCCGAGUGCGGGAAGGCCUUCAAACGCAGGUCGUACCUCCUGCAGCACCAGCCGAUCCACACCGGGGAGAAGCCCUAUGAGUGCGGCCAGUGUCGAAAGGCCUUCACCCACCGCUCUACUUUUAUUCGCCACAAUAGGACCCACACUGGAGAAAAACCCUUCGAAUGCAAAGAAUGUGAGAAAUCAUUUAGCAACAGAGCACACCUCAUCCAGCACUACAUCAUCCACACUGGAGAGAAGCCCUACGAUUGCACAGAGUGUGGGAAGGCCUUCAGGUGCAGCUCAGAACUCCUGCAGCACCAGCGGAUUCACACGGGGGAGAAGCCCUAUGAGUGUGCCCAGUGUGGGAAGGCCUUUCACCGGAGCACGUACCUCAUCCAGCACUCUGUCAUCCACACCGGGGAGACGCCGUACAAGUGUGCCGAGUGUGGGAAGGCCUUCAAACGCAGGUCACACCUCCUGCAGCACCAGCGGGUUCAUACUUGAGAAAAAGGCCUUCACCGCUGCUCCUUUUUUGUCUUUCAUGAGGGGAUCCACGCUGGAGGGAAGAACCCUUUGAGUGCAGAGAAUUCUGGGAAGGUUUUUUGUCUGCUUUUCAAAUGCACAAGUGGUCACGUGGGAGAAGACGCCUUGUGAAUGCAGUGGAAAUGUCAGAAGACUUCGGCCCCUGCUCAUCGUUCAGAGGAUUCAUUCUGUGGAGAAACUCAGCGCGAGAAGCCAUGCCACCCGUGGGUCCGUCCACCUCUGUCAACAUCAGAGAACAUACCGGGAAAAGACGUUCUGAAUAUAACCAGAAGGACGCUCCUCAGCCGAAAGAAAAGACUCGUCCUCGCCACCUGAGAAUGUGUAAUGAAGAGGAACCACGUAAUUAUUGCCGUGAGAAAACCUCCUGUGACAGGUCACCACUAGUCACAUAGAGUCAUAUUGGAACUUGACGGAGCUUGAGCUUUCCCUGUGAGGAAGCACAGAGGAGACAGACUCAGGGGUCGUUGUGCGCUUAUAACAACCUUCAGCCACAGGGCUCCCCAUUGGUUUGCACUUAAGCCAUCUCAGCAUUAUGUUAAAAAGAAAACUAACAAGGGAACUCCCUGCGGAGUCCCAGUGGUUAGGACUCUGCGCUUUCACUGCAGGAGGACCUGGCUUUGAUCCCUGGUCGGGGAACUAAGAUCCUGCAAGCCCCACGGUGCGGCCAAUAAAGAAAAAAGAAAAUAACAAAGAGGUGGAGGGGAUAGAGACAAAGGCUAUAAACGGAAAAAACAAAUGCUUUCGGAAACUCUUUCAGACUUUCUUGCCAAGCCUGUUGCAGUUUUUCAUCAGUUCUGCUUUUUGGUGGGGCAAUGUUUGAGGGAGAAAAGGACCCCAGCCCUUUGUUUUUAUGUGUUCACCACUGUCUUGUGUCAGGAAAGUUGGAUGUUGAGGGCAGCUCCACCAACAUUUGUUGGAAGGCUUUGUUCUGAACGUCUCUAGCCAUUUGCAUAAUUCUUUGUGAGAAAGAUGAGGGCUUGAGUCAUGAGCUACUUGAACUUGUAAGAAAUUAGAAUACCGAAAAUAACAUCACACAAUACUUGUAUUUUAUAUCUAAGGAGAGAAUGGUCCACAUAGGGAUCGCCACAUUAAAGUGUGCACCCCUAAA